Annulohypoxylon maeteangense is the source of this 1226-nucleotide messenger RNA. RefSeq names its product NAD(P)-binding protein. The transcript has 5 exons. The record is from RefSeq and is a predicted model, not a curated record. NCBI's taxonomy places the organism in Eukaryota, Fungi, Ascomycota, Sordariomycetes, Xylariales, Hypoxylaceae. The coding region runs from base 122 to 1087 and encodes 321 amino acids.
GUUUUGGAAAGAAAAGCAACUAUGUCGGAGGAAAUAGCCUCAACAACUUCAGCCCAUUCGCAACAAUUCUCAACAAAUAAUACCUAGUACUCAUAAUUACCGGUCAUAAUUACUGAUCAAAAUGGUCAAGGUGGCAAUCGCGGCUGCUUCAAGCCAGCUAGCAAAGGAAGUCAUCGACAAGCUUGUUGAGGCUAAAAAGCAUGAGAUAAUUGGCUUAGUCCGAAAGGAUCCCGCCCAAUAUCCACCUAUUGCUGGAGUUAAAUAUGUGCAAACGAAAUAUGACAAAAAGGAGCUUGUCGACAUUCUCAAAGGCGUAGAAACAGUUUUGUGCUUCUUACCUGUUCAUUCCGACCCGGGAAGUGUAAUACAGAAGCGACUUAUCGAUGCCUCCAUUGAAUCCGGUGUCAAGCGCAUCGCUCCAUCUGAAUGGGCAACUGGCGUGAAGUUGGAGGACUCGCUUGAUGUGAUCCCGUGGUAUGCGGGCAAGGUUGAUGUCGCUCGCUAUCUAGAGGAAGUCAACAAGGAGAAGAAGGUGAUUGAAUACACCAGAUUCCAAGUUGGCUCUUUCAUGAACUACCUCAGCCACCCACAGGGGGGCACGAAACAUGUCUCCACGCUACCCUUCUUGUUCUUGUUCGAGAAACAACAAGCUUCCGCGAUUGAAGGAGCUCUUGACGAUGCCGUUUCCUGGAUAACCGUUCAAGAUAUCGCCGGGGUGGUUGCCCGCGCGGUUGAGUAUGAAGGCGAAUGGCCAGCCAUCGGCGGUAUGGUCGGAACCCGAGUCACUGUUGCGGAAAUGCUUAAACUAGGAGAGUCCAUUGGGAGACCAUUCACGGUCAAAUGGCUCAAACUAGAAGACCUUGAAGCCAAGGCCAAAGGAGUGCCGCCGGCUAUGAAUGAGAGUUUCGACAUCCACAAUUCUGCGCCGGAGGAUGUUGAGGCGUUCUUGGAAUAUGCGACCGAGAGCCUUCUGCAGGGGAUCCAUCGUGGCGCAUACGAUGUAACGGACGAGUGGAAUAAGCUCCUGCCGGACUACAAGUUUACGCAGGUGGGGGAUUACAUUAAGAAAUAUUGGGGGCCAAAGUGACAGCUCGCAUUACACUACAUAUACAUGCACAAGAGGAUUUUCGGGUGUCGUCUCUAGCUGCCUAGGUAGGUAGAUUUGAAUUGAAGGAAUUACUGCCUAGGUACCUAACUACUAGCCUAUUAGGUAGUAGGAGCUGCGC